Messenger RNA from Cydia pomonella (codling moth), 4202 nucleotides. RefSeq lists its product as uncharacterized. NCBI's taxonomy places the organism in Eukaryota, Metazoa, Arthropoda, Insecta, Lepidoptera, Tortricidae. Gene Ontology annotation, biological process: DNA integration. Gene Ontology annotation, molecular function: nucleic acid binding. The transcript has 2 exons. The record is from RefSeq and is a predicted model, not a curated record. The coding region runs from base 1 to 3687 and encodes 1228 amino acids.
AUGUACUGCCAAUGCCAGGAAUCCGUAAUACCCUAUUUUGUAACACCAGACUUGCCUCUCCGGGAACCAGAUAUCAGAUUUCUAUGGGCCUUAGAAAGUAUUGGGAUUGUAGACUCUCCUAAGAUAACUAGAGAGGAAGAGGCCAUCAAACACUUUAAUGAAACAGUCAAAUAUGAGGAUAAGAGAUAUCAGGUGAAGUGGCCCUGGAUAACGUACCCCCCUGACUUACCCACUAACUAUGGUCUAGCUUAUGGGAGACUGUCAAGCUUAAUCAAAAGAUUAGAACACGAUGCCAUGGAAGAGUAUGAUAGCAUUCUGAGAGAACAACUAACCGUAGGGGUUAUAGAAGUAAUAGAUCCAUCGGAAAUUGACUCUAAGACACAUCCUGUUCACUAUCUUACCCAUCAUAUUAUUCUUCCGAAGGGGAAGAAGGGGCGUGUGGUGUAUGAUGGUUCGGCUAAACUCAAGAAUAGUAAAAGCCUCAAUGAAUGCAUGUAUAGAGGACCUUCGAUGCUCGAAGACUUGACCGCACUCCUAUUGAGAUUCAGAGUUAACAAGAUUGGAAUUACAGCGGAUGUAGAAAAGGCGUUUCUUCAAGUAGGACUACAACAGGAGGAUAGAGAUGUGACCAGGUUUUUAUGGCUGAAGGACCCCAAACAAGGAGUGACUGAGAAGAUCCUUCUUCAUCUGCGCUUCUGUCGUGUCCCAUUUGGGGUAAUAUCUAGUCCAUUUUUGCUGACGGCUACGAUUCGCCAUCAUUUGUCAAAGGGUGACCAGCACCUUAUGUCAGAAAUAGCAGAAAGAACUUACGUGGACAACUUAGUCACUGGAACAGACACGUUAGAGGAAGCUCGUGAGCUUGUAAACAAGACUCGGGCGACAUUCACAGAAUUGUCUAUGAAUAUAAGAGAAUGGACAUCCAACAACAAACGAUUGCUGAAGACUAUUCCAAAACAGUUUCGAUCAAAAGACACUGAAUCGACAAAGGUAUUAGGACUUACCUGGCACAUAGGAAAGGAUACCCUGAAACUAAGGUUGGGUGAUGUACUUUCCGACACAAAGCAAGACAACACAACUACAACAAAACGAGGGAUAUUGCGAACUCUUGCUUCAUUAUAUGAUCCUUGCGGUUUCGCGGCACCCUUAAUUUUGCCUGCAAAACUCCUUCUUCAAGAACUAUGGAAAAGGAAAGAAAAAUGGGAUUCUCAAUUGCCCGAGGACUUAGAGGAAGAAUGGCAGAAGGCAGUAAGUGCUCUACAGACUGCUGCUGAAAUAGAAAUACCCAGACAUGUUGGCCUGUCGCCAAAUGAAGACACAGAGUGUGAACUUCAUUGCUUCACUGACGCAUCUAAAAGAGCUUACUCAGCUGUAGUAUAUCUGAGGAUAGUGAAUAAGAAAGAAGUGAGCACUAAAGUAAUGCUCAUAAUGGCUAAAUCCCGAGUUACCCCGAUAAACCACACGGAAGACCUCAAAAUACCAAAAUUAGAAUUACUUGGAUUCGUCAUUGGGAAGCGACUCUUAACUUAUGUAAAGAACACCCUUAGAAUAGAAUUGAAAAGACUAUGCCUCUGGUCUGACAGUGAAAUAGUUUUAUACUGGAUGAAAUCAGACAAGUUAUUGCCUCCAUUUGUUUGCAGAAGAAUAAAUGAAAUCAAACAAAACAAAGAUAUAGAACCCAGAUAUGUCAAUACUGAAUUGAACCCUGCCGAUCUAGCAACACGACCGGAACUUUGGCACACUAAGAAGGAAUUGUGGUUCAAUGGACCUCAAUUUCUUUCGCUAAGUGAGGAGGGCUGGCCAAAGUUGCAAGAACAUGGCCAGUCAGCUCUUUUUGCAGGAACUGACUCUAUAAUAGAUACCACGUCAUCUCAAGCAGAAGAGUCAGUCAGAGGAACCAUAGAACAGGAAAUUACAGAAGGAAUGACAAUAGAUAUAGAGAAUAUAGAAGACAAUGGUCAGAUGCAGGUUUCGGCCACUGGAGCUGAUAUUAACUGUGCAGAAAUAAAGAAUUUACAAAAAUUACACUUCCCUCAAGAGGCAGCAGGCAAGAAAACAAGCCUAUUCAGGAAUUUAGGACUAUUUGUGGAUAUGGAUGGAUUAUUAAGAUGUAAAGGUCGGCUUAUGAACACAAUGUGUUCAUAUGACACCAAAUAUCCAAUACUGAUACCUAAGAACUCGGAAUUCACAGACAGACUGAUUCUGGAGACUCAUCAGAGAUACUACCAUGUGGGAGCCCCACAUACACUGAGCAUUAUUCGCCAGAAAUACUGGAUUCCUCAAGGAAGAGCGAAGGUUCAGCGAAUCAUAAGAAAAUGCCAGCAGUGUAUUAAACAUGGAGGUGGUCCCUACAAACUUCCCUCCACACCAGCACUACCAGCAGAACGUGCUAAUUAUAGUGCUCCUUUCACAUAUACUGGAAUGGACUAUUUUGGGCCAAUCCUUGUUAUGGAGAAUGGACAGAUGAUAAAAAGAUGGAUUUGUCUGUAUACUUGCCUGGCUGUACGCGCAAUUCACAUGGAAGUAGUUAAGGAUUUAACUGCGGAAGAAUGUUUACUUGCAAUGAGAAGAUUCAUAUCUACACGAGGAAGACCAGAACUCAUUGUCUCAGACAAUGCAUUACAGUUUAAAUUAACUGCAGAAUUAUUGGCGAACACAUACUUCAUGGACAAUAAAAUAAGGUGGAAGUUUAUCCCUCAGCUCAGUCCAUGGCAUGGAGGAUUUUAUGAAAGGCUGGUCGGCAUUGUAAAGAAUUGUAUGAAGAGAACCUUAGCAAAGAGAGUUCUAAAUGACUCACAGCUAAGUACAGUCAUUAAAGAAAUCGAAGCUGUGACGAAUUCACGUCCACUUACUUGUGUUGGGUCUGACAUAGAAUAUCUUUUGAGGCCGACAGACUUUCUAACCUAUGGGAAAUGUAUAGCGAUUGAGCCUUCUAUACAAAAUUCCUAUCCAGGUGGUUCAGUCACAAAAGAAAAUCUAGUAGAGGGAUGGAAGAAGGGAAGAAUUAUGCUAGAAGAAUUUAAAAGAAUGUUUCUGGGACAAUACCUUUGCAGUCUACGUGAAAGGUACCAACACUCACACAAGGAACCCCGAGUCAAAACUAAUCGCAGCCCUCAUAUUGGUGAUAUAGUCCAAAUUAAGGGAGACUCGAAAAACAGGGAGAACUGGAAGGUAGGAAAAAUCAUCAGUUUGAAACGAGGAGCCGAUGGAGAAUGCAGAGUUGCAAAGGUCAAUGUUGAAGGAAAGGAAUUUAUAAGAUCAAUAGGUCACUUAUAUCCAUUAGAGGUGGAAGAGGCUAGACUAGAAGAUUCAGGAACAGAAGAGAGAAUUCAAGUAAAUCCAGAUGUACUGGAGGCAGAGGAAUCUUCACUACAGGGAAGCACAGAGAUAUCUGAAAUAGAAUCCAGAUAUCCUGAAAGGGAAUCAACAGAACAGAUGCCACUAGAAACUGCAGUGGAGGAUGAUGUUAGAUUGGAGACCAAUGGCUUAGACAAAAUACUCACUCCCGAAGAACUGAUCCAGGAAAAUGGUAUUGGUGAGCAGGGUAAAGUGGUGUCUGAAGGUGAUGAAGACGUAGAGAGAGUAGAAACUGUGUCAAAUGUCAAUGAAGGAAGAAGUAGAAGAGCAGCGGCGGUCCGGGCGAGAGAAAAGAUUGCCCAAUGGACGAGCCAGCUGAUAGCCCUGCUAUAGAAACUCACGGCCGUUGGGGAGUGUCGCGACGAACGCGAGCCUCAACAAAAUAGCAGUAGGAGGUAGAAGAGACUUUUCCCCAAUGGAACAAUGUUCGUAGGGGGAAUCAGUUGGAAAGAAUAAAAGGAAGACCUGCGGGUGUAAAUCGGUGAGUGUUAGAAAUAUAGUUUCAUCAUUAUUAAGAUUAGAGAGAUGAAGGGAUAACUAAGAACGAGAAUUAGAAUAGAAGCAGCCAAGAAUAAGUCAAAUGUUUGUGAGUGGACAGGGUCGGGCUAUAAGGGGAGUUGUGGAGGCCCGCGGCGGAGAAAGAAUCUCCGCCAAACAAUCAGAAUAGAAUAUAGAUGGUAUUAGAAUUUAGAUCAGAAUAUAAAUAUAGAAAUCACUUCAUCUCUUACUCUUUAGUACUAUGUUGUAUAUGUUCAGAUGUAUCUUGUCGUUAUGUCUUGUUUCUACUCAGGCAUGGUUUCAUACUAGAGUAAUAAGGAAUAUUUACUCUGGUUGGCAACGUUACAUAG